Molecule: messenger RNA, 249 nt
Organism: Angiostrongylus costaricensis
Lineage: Eukaryota; Metazoa; Nematoda; Chromadorea; Rhabditida; Metastrongylidae
Source: the annotation of a GenBank genome assembly
AUGGACCACAUCCACACGGUAACACGGCUCAUUGAAGUAUUGCGAGAGUGCAAAAGACCGCUCUGUCUCACUUUCAUCGAUUUACACAAGGCCUUUGAUUCAGUUGAGAUAGAAGCAGCCUUGGAAGCCCUUGAUAGUCAAGGAGUCCCUACUCAGUACAUGAUGAUUCUUCGUGAGCUGUACAAAAAUUUCGCAACCAAAAUGUCACGAUUCUACAACGAUAUCAACGUUGACGUCGAAAGGCGUUAA